AUGGUCAAGAGGAAGUUAGGGGCCUUGGAAAAGGUCGAGGCCGAUUUGCCCAAUCUCCAACAUAAAAUCCGCAGAGAUCCGAAGUCGUAUAUCGAAGAUUUCCGCGCCCAGCACUACCAGUAUGAGAGUCACCGGGAGAUUUUCAUGGCAGCGCCCUCGUCCGCUACGGAUACUGGUCUCAUCUCGUUACGUGAACUGAUCGACUUCAUUGCUCAUGUGGCCGACUGCUACCCCGACAUAACGAAGGACUUCAGUCAGCAGCUCAUUGACAUGCUGUCGCAGCACCACCAGGUCCUCGAGCCCGAGCUGCGGGAGAAAAUAGUGGGAAGUCUUGUGCUGUUAAGGAAGAAAGAUCUGCUCGAUUCUGCGACGUUGCUUCAGACUCUGUUCCCGAUUCUUAUUUCGACACCGAGCAAGACGCUGCGCGCAUUGAUUUUCCAAAAGAUAUUGAUGGAUCUCCGGUCGUCAAAUGCGAAAACCACAAACCACAAGCUUAACCGGACUAUGCAGACUGUUUUGUUCAACCUUGUCACAUCGGACCGUACCUCGUCGAAGGGCUUAUGGGCUAUCAAGCUUACGCGCGAGCUCUGGAAGAGACAAAUCUGGACGGAUGCAAAGGCGGUUGAAGUCAUGAAGGAGGCUUCUUUAGCGGAAAACGAGAAAGUGAUUGUUGGCGGAGUCCGCUUUUUCCUAGGUGGAGAUAAGGAGCGUGAGGAGAUGGAAGAGGAGAGCAGUGACGAAGAAGCGAUUGACCUCGGGCGAGUCAAGCACCAAGUCGGAAUCAACAAGAAGACGAAGAAGAAGUCGCGUGCCGUUGAAAAGGCAAAGGCGACUGUCCAACGACGAGAGCGCAAGAAGAACCAGCCUCAUCCUCUGAAUUUCUCCGCCCUGCACCUCCUCCACGACCCGCAAGGUUUCGCCGAGUCUCUCUUCUCGAAGCACCUCCAGAGUUCCAGGUCGAAACUGAACCUGGAACAGAAGCUCAUGGUUUUACAGCUCGUGACCCGUCUCGUCGGAUUGCACAAGCUUCAUAUCAUGCACCUCUACUCCUACUUUCAAAAGUAUCUCACGCCUCGUCAACCUUCCGUCACCUCUUUCCUCGCAUCCCUCGCCCAAGCAUCACACGACCUAGUGCCCCCCGAUGACCUGGAGCCGCUGGUCCUCAAAAUCGCAAACGAGUUCGUCUCUGAAGCCUCAGCCUCCGAAGUAGCAACAGCCGGUCUCAACGCCAUUCGAGAGAUUUGUGCGAGGCAGCCGCUCGCUAUGAACGAGACUCUUCUACAAGAUCUUGUCAUGUACCGCAAGAGCAAAGACAAGGGUGUUGUAAUGGGAGCCCGAGGUCUUCUAAGUCUUUACAGAGACAUCAACCCAGAGAUGCUCAAACGGCGUGACCGCGGCAAAGACGCGUCCAUCAGCCUGCAACACGGCGAGAAGAAGGAGAAGCGUUUUGCUGCUCAAGAAGCCGGUGGAAUCGAGGGCAUCGAGCUCCUCGAGGCAUGGAAAGAAGAAGAACGCAAGCGGAAGCGAGCCGAAAAGGGUCUAGCCACCGACGAUGAAGACGACGAGGAAAACGAAGACGAAGACGAGAACGACUGGGCUGCCUGGAACGUCGAAGACGACGAAGACAGCGACGACUCCGGCGGUUGGAUCGACGUGCAAAGCGACGCGGAGAUCGACUUUAGCGACUCCGACGACGAGGGCUCCCGCCCCUCCAAGAAAGCCAAACAAACCGACGAGAAGGCCGACGGCGCCGAAUCCAAGGCUACAUCAACGGAAACCAAACCGGACCUCAAUAAACCCAGCAUCGCAACAACCCGCAUCCUCACCCCCGCCGAUCUCGCGAAGCUCCAGGAACUCCGCCAGGAAGCCGCCGUCAACGCCCUCGUGCCUGGCCCCAAACGCCGCGGCCAGACCUCCGAGAGCCGCCACAAGGAAGAUCCCCUGACCGCCGCGGAGAUCGAGGGUCUUGCUGCGCUGUCCGCUGGCAAGAAAACGCGCGAGGAGCGUAUCGCGCACGCGAGGGAAGGAAAGACAGACCGCUCUGAGCACAAGAGUGUGACUGCCAAGCGCAAGGAGAAGAAGGAGGAGCAGGGCAAGAGUACGACUAACAAGGAGAAGGCCCGCAAGAAGAACUUCCUUAUGACGCUUGGCAAGGCGAAAUCCAAAGGAAAGCGGAGUUUGGUCGAGACUAGGGCUGUUUUGAGGGCUCAUCAGGAGCGCGCGAAGAGGGGAGGUAGAAGGGGAAAUAGGUGA
Messenger RNA from Aspergillus mulundensis, 2253 nucleotides. Its product is annotated as SDA1 family protein. Bases 1 to 2253 code for a protein of 750 amino acids. Lineage: Eukaryota; Fungi; Ascomycota; Eurotiomycetes; Eurotiales; Aspergillaceae. The record is from RefSeq and is a predicted model, not a curated record. Gene Ontology annotation, cellular component: nucleolus. Gene Ontology annotation, biological process: ribosomal large subunit export from nucleus; ribosomal large subunit biogenesis. The transcript is spliced from 4 exons.